CUCGUCCUCCUGUUUUGUCUCGGAGCAGAGGAAAGAUGCUGGUAUAAAGAAGCUGCACACAUGGAUGGAUGGAUAUGAAUAAUUUGGACGUAAACUAUGGAUAGGCCUGUGUUUGGGUUUAAGGAGCACCACUAUGCUUUUACUGGUGUUAACGUUGAUGGUUCCCACAGUCACAAACGCUCUGGAGGUCAUUGGAGGAAGAUCGACAACGGUGCAGGGAGGAGCAGCUGUCCUCCACUGUAAACUCAUUGGUACCACAGAGACCCUCACACAGAUUUCAUGGCAGAGAUUGACCAGAGGAAAACCUCGGACGGACAAUUUCUAUACAAUCUCGUCCCAUUAUGGACCACGCUCUGUCAAUGGCCGUGAUGAUCGGUUUAGGUUCAUUGGGAGUUUUACAGAUAAAGAGGGUACUCUCCAGUUAUCGAAUGUCACACUGAUGGAUGAAGGCACCUACACAUGUGUGUUCACUUUGUUCCCCAGCGGGAUCCAUGAGACAGCGAUACCUCUUAUAGUUCCUGUGCCUCCGGUCACAAGCCUGAAGGAUGCUCAUCCUGCUUUGGGUAACGACGAGGUCCCUCUUAUUACCUGCACGGCUGCUGGUUCCAAACCUCCUGCAGAGGUGAGGUGGCUCACUGGUACUCUGGGAGAGAAAGUGAGGCCGUCAACCAACUCCAGCCUUCAUGCUAACGGUACGACUACCACAGUCAGCUGGCUGUUUGGAGUGCCUACCAGAGAACUCAACGAUCGUUCAGUCCAGUGUGUCAUCACCAGUCCUGCUCUAGAGAGAGAAGAAACCCUGACCUCCACCAUACAUAUCCACUCUCCUCCUCUGGAAGUGAAUAUCACUGAAAGGUCGGCACACUCCUUUGAAUGUCUCACAGAGGCAUAUCCAGCUGCGAGCUUUACUUGGACGAGAUCUGACCGGUCGUGGCCUCAGUCCGGGGUCCGAGUUGAUGGUUCAACGCUGCAGUUUCUGAGCAUCACCUCCGAGCUGAACGGCCUCUACCAGUGCGAGGCGUCGAACUCGUAUGGGAGUAAACAUGCUUACCUCCGUGUGCAUUUCACCUCAGGAUCCUGCACUGCCAGUUGGACCCUUUUUGUUCUUCUGCUCGUCCUCGUUGUUGCUGCUGUCUUGUGUUGCUUCUAUAAAACGUAUGGAAAUUGCAAG
Molecule: messenger RNA, 1171 nt
Organism: Labrus bergylta (ballan wrasse)
Lineage: Eukaryota; Metazoa; Chordata; Actinopteri; Labriformes; Labridae
Source: RefSeq, a predicted model, not a curated record